Argiope bruennichi is the source of this 2579-nucleotide messenger RNA. RefSeq names its product poly [ADP-ribose] polymerase 2-like. The record is from RefSeq and is a predicted model, not a curated record. Bases 183 to 2294 code for a protein of 703 amino acids. The transcript is spliced from 12 exons. NCBI's taxonomy places the organism in Eukaryota, Metazoa, Arthropoda, Arachnida, Araneae, Araneidae. Gene Ontology annotation, molecular function: NAD+ poly-ADP-ribosyltransferase activity.
AGCUGUUUGUAAAAGGAGAGAAAAUAGCGGGAAUGAAUGCUGCGUUUGUAUCCUAUCCUUGUUUGCCGCGCGUUUUGGUAAACAUUCCGAAAUAUUAGUGAUAGACUUGUUUGAUUAAAUUUGAAGUUUGAAUUUUUACAAUUUGCUUUAGUUGGAUUAGUUACUUUAACUUAUCGAGAACCAUGCCAGAUAGGAAUGAAGUGUGUGAUUUUGUAUGGCAGUAUGAAAAACGGAAAAGAUGGAUUACAUAUGCAGUUGAUGAUAUCCAGCUUAUUAAUAAAGCUGUCCAAGCAAAAGUAACAAGUGUAUUAUUGCCCGGUAGAAAUUCAAGAAAGCAGUUUAUUGUUGAUUUAGAAAAAAUGGUACAAAGAAAUAAAGUUACUUUGUAUGAACAAAGAAUCCGUUGUUUGGUUAAUAAUUCUGGUUGUAGUGUUUGGCUUUGGAAAGAUAACCAUGAAAAUUGGAAUUGCUAUAAACCAUAUUUGGCCUUUUAUUUAGAAAUAGCUUUUCAGAGAAAUGAUAAAAUAUUCAGAUUUCAUGAUAAAGGUGAUUACGAAGUAAAUUUUGAAACUUGGCUACAGACAAAUGAAGAUACAUUAAAUACUAAUGCUAUUAAACGAGAAAAUGUUGAAUUUGCUAUUCCAACAGAACUGAAGAAUUUAUGUGACCAUAGUGAAAUUCUUCUUAAGCGAAUAUGUUCUAAUGAUAUACCAAGUGCCAAACGAAUAAAAAUAGAUUUAAAAGAUGACAAUACUGAUGAAAAUGGAAUCAUCAGUAUAUCUGCAAAUGCUUUCAAUCCAUUAAAUUUGAAUGAUUCUGUGAAUACAGAGUUAAUUGAGGCGUCACCUAGUCGUCAUAGAAUAGUUCCUGUAGAUCAAGAAUGCCCAGAAAGAGAAAAUUUCCAUAUUUAUUGUGAAGGGGAAAUAAUUUAUUCUGCAACUUUAAACCAAACAAACAUGCAGAAUAAUAAUAAUAAAUAUUACAUAAUCCAACUGUUAGAACACAACAAAAGGAAACAGUUUGCAGUAUGGCGGCGUUGGGGACGUGUUGGACACAAAGGUCAGCGUGAUCUCUCUAAAUUUGGGAGUAGUUUGCCAGAAGCUAAGGAAUCCUUUGAACAAAAGUUUUAUGAUAAGACUCGGAAUAACUGGAGUGAUUUAAAGAAUUUUGUUCAUGUCAAAGGAAAAUAUGAUCUUCUACAAAUGGAUUUGUGCCAUGAACAGGUAAAAGAAAUAAAAACUGAUGUAAAAUCAAGAUUGCCAUCUGAUAUACAGAAACUUAUGGAAAUAAUUUGUGAUAAAAAAAGAAUGGAAGAUAUACUGAAGGAAAUGUCAUAUGAUUCUGCACAAACUCCUCUUGGAAAAUUGACUUUGAAACAAAUAAUUGAAGGCUAUAUUGCAUUAAGGAAAGUGGCUGAUAUUUUAUCUGCUGGUGGAAAAGGGCCAUUGCUUGUGAAUGCGUGCAAUGAUUUUUAUACAAAAAUUCCUCACAGUUUUGGUAUGAAGGUUCCACCUGUUUUACGAACUCAGCAUGACAUUGAUGAGAAAUUAAAAAUGUUAGAGGCCUUAUCAAAUAUUACUAUUGCAAUGAGUGUUCUGAAUUCAACAUCUAAUGGAAUUGAGCAUCCUCUUGAUAAAUAUUAUCAAUCUCUGGAUUGUUCUGUUGAAGUGCUGAGUCGUACAAGUGCUGAAUAUGAGGAGCUUGAAAAAUGUUUAAAAGGUACUCAUGGACCUACUCACACCACUUAUGAAUUAGAGAUAAUAGAUGCUUUUAGUUGUUACAAGCCCAAAGAAUAUGCAUCAUUUCAAGAUUCUGAAAACAAGUUGCUUUUAUGGCAUGGUUCAAGACUGACAAAUUGGAUGGGAAUUUUAAAAGAAGGGCUUCGCAUAGCUCCACCAGAAGCUCCGGUCACUGGUUAUAUGUUUGGAAAAGGAUUAUAUUUCGCUGAUGUGAGCAGCAAAAGUGCUAACUAUUGUUUUGCAACCAAGAAGAAGAAUGAGGGUCUGCUUUUAAUGUGUGAAGUGUCGGUUGGCAAUCAGUAUCCUUUGACUGCAGCUGAUGAAAAUCUACCUUUAGGAUUGCCAUCAGGAUUUGACAGUGUUAUAGGUAAAGGCUCAAUAACUCCUAGUGCAUUUAAAACGGGAGUGCUAUCACCUGAAGCUAAAGUACCAUCUGGACCCCUGAUUGAAGAUUCUUCUUAUGAGGGUACUUUGAAUUAUAAUGAAUAUAUUGUCUAUGAUGUAAAGCAAGUAAGGAUGAAAUAUCUGCUUAGAGUCAAGUUUAACUUCAAGUAAAAAUGUUACAUUUUCGGAGUUUCAUAUUCUUUUGAAUGUUUUUAUAAAUGUUUGCACUUAAGUAGCAUAUUUUGUAUAGUUAUCUCAAUUUCAUCAGUAACGGUUUUUUACAAUUAUAAUAAAUUAUAACCAUUUGAUUUCAUUUAUAAUUUCUUAUGUGUUCAUAUGAUCAAGUUUUAGAUUCUAUUGUUUAAUAGUCAAAUAUACAGUUUUACCUCUAUAUAACUAACUUGAAGGUUUCUUUAAAGAAUAUUUGAUACAUUGUAUUGAAAUUUGUUCAUUUUC